Messenger RNA from Vicia faba (fava bean), 348 nucleotides. Lineage: Eukaryota; Viridiplantae; Streptophyta; Magnoliopsida; Fabales; Fabaceae. The record is from the annotation of a GenBank genome assembly.
AUGGCUUUUAAAGACAGUAAUGUUGGUAGAAAAAAUUCAAAGGAUUUCCCUCAUAUUGAGACUUGUUUAGCUUCUAUGGAAUCUUUGACAAAGCCAAUGGUUCAGGAAGUGGUUCUUUCUGCAGAUAUGCAGUGCGAGGAGUGCCAGAAAAGGGUUAUUGACAUUAUUACAAAAAUGAAUGUAGAGACAGAGUCCGUCGAGGUGAAUGUGUUGGAAAAGAAAGUCGCCCUUGCAUUCAGAUUACCAACUGUGGCUAAAGGUGUCGCUAGGCAAAUUAUUCCCAUAAAAAAGAAUCCCCUCUCUAAAGUUUCCAUUAUCAGCCGUUUAUUUCGAUCUUCCUUUGAUUAA